AUGUCGCGUGCGGAGCGGUUCGAGCAGGUGCGCGGCCGGCCGCCCGCUCUCGCCCGAUGUCCGAGUACGUCUGUCCUGUGUCCCUUCGCGCGAGGGCUCCGCGGCCUCGUGUCCAACUCGCGCCGUCUCGCUCAGCCGGCCGACUACGGUGAAUCUCACCACCACCCUUGCCAACUAGCUUCUGUCGGUAAAUCUUUGUUUCAGAGAGCCCGCCACCUCUGUGAUGCUGCCCACCUCAGCGGGGAACUGCAGCAUGUCAAGUGGGUACUACGUAACAACAAGCUGCAGGCGCCUCCACAGCACCACAGGAGUCGAACGAAGCCACACACAGUUGAAAGACAACCGGCCUACCUACCAUAUGUGAAGGGAGUUACUGACAGAAUUGGAAGAAUCCUAAGACGAGCUUCAAUUAAAACUAUAUAUAAGCCGCACAAGAAGAUAAACCAAUUCUUGAGACCAAUUAAAAGUAAUAUUCCUCUACAAGAAGCAGGCGUGUACAAGUUAGACUGUGAUUGUGGUCUCUCAUACAUCGGCCAAACAAAAAGAAGCAUUGCUAACCGACUGAAGGAGCACAUUGCGGAUAUCAAGCAUCGGCGUCACAAAAAGUCUGCGGUAUGUGAACACACACUGGACAACAACCACUUCAUAAGAUUUGACCAACCACAAAUCCUUGCCAGAGAAAAUAAAUUUUUUCCAAGACUUGUGCGCGAGGCUAUUGAAAUUAAAAAACAUCCAAAUUUCAAUAGAGAAGAUGGUUUGAAACUCUCUAACACCUGGGAUCCUGUUAUUAAGAAUUUAAAAUCCCAUGUCAAACGUACCAAAAGACUAGAAGACACGAUCAGCCAAUACUGCCAACAUCCGGAAAAAUACUCCACAUACCAACUACGGAGGAAUAGGUGGAGGUAGUUUACAAAUAACAAUUUUUGAAUGACCGUCAAGACGUACAACAUCUCAGUCUCCCCGUGACCACGCUCGCUGUAAAGUGUUCGAAA
Molecule: messenger RNA, 992 nt
Organism: Colias croceus (clouded yellow)
Lineage: Eukaryota; Metazoa; Arthropoda; Insecta; Lepidoptera; Pieridae
Exons: 2
Coding region: 1-906 (301 amino acids)
Source: RefSeq, a predicted model, not a curated record